Molecule: messenger RNA, 822 nt
Organism: Penicillium longicatenatum
Lineage: Eukaryota; Fungi; Ascomycota; Eurotiomycetes; Eurotiales; Aspergillaceae
Product: glycoside hydrolase family 128 protein
Exons: 1
Coding region: 1-822 (273 amino acids)
Biological process (GO): fungal-type cell wall polysaccharide metabolic process
Cellular component (GO): fungal-type cell wall
Source: RefSeq, a predicted model, not a curated record
AUGGUUUCUUUCACCAACGUGCUCACUGCCGGCCUGUUGGCCACCACUGCCCUCGCUGUGCCUCACAACAUGCACAUGCAUCGGGAUCUCCAGAAGCGCACCACCACCAAGCGUGGAGCUGCUUACAAUGACGUUUCUACCGUCUCCCUUCUCUCCGAAUCCAACACUAUCAGCUGGGCCUACGACUGGGUUUUCAGCUUGGAUACCGGUCUCCCCUCCGGCGUCGAGUACGUUCCCAUGCUUUGGGGCGCUAAGUUCUUCGGCGGCUGGCUUACCGGCAUCGAGACCAUCCUGUCCAGUGGUAGUGACUACAUCAUGGGUUUCAACGAGCCGGAUAUGGCCUCCCAGGCUGAUAUGACCCCCUCUGAGGCUGCUGGUUACUACAUGCAGUACAUCACCCCAUUCUCCGGAUCCGCUAAGCUGAUCUCCCCCGCUGUGACCUCCUCUUCCUCCGAUGGCGAGGGUCUGAGCUGGUUCGAGGAGUUCAUGACUGAUUGCUCCUCUUGCAACAUCACCGGACUGGCUGUCCACUGGUACGGCGACUCGAUUGAUGACUUCAAGACUUUCGUCGAGGACGCCAUUAGCACUGCCUCCAGCUACAGCUUGGAGGAGGUGUGGGUUACCGAGUUCGCCCUGAGCUCCGAUAUCUCUGGUGUUGCCGAUCAGUCUACUACUGCGGAAUUUGUUACCGAGGCUGUUACCUGGAUGGAUUCGCAAUCUAGCGUUACUCGCUACGCGUACUUCAUGUGUGCUGAGAACUACCUGCUUACCAGUGGUUCGCUGAACUCCGUUGGCUCUGCUUACACCUCGACUUCCGACUAA